This is a messenger RNA of Kluyveromyces lactis, 990 nucleotides long. It is a transcript of the gene UFE1, whose product is annotated as Ufe1p. The transcript has a single exon. The record is from RefSeq and is a predicted model, not a curated record. Gene Ontology annotation, biological process: retrograde vesicle-mediated transport, Golgi to endoplasmic reticulum. Gene Ontology annotation, cellular component: SNARE complex; endoplasmic reticulum. The coding region runs from base 1 to 990 and encodes 329 amino acids. Lineage: Eukaryota; Fungi; Ascomycota; Saccharomycetes; Saccharomycetales; Saccharomycetaceae.
AUGAGUAAUAGAACUGAGCUCUUCAAAAAGUACAUGCAAGUGAUUGCAGAGACUCAGGGAAUUGAUGAUGCUAGGAACGAAUUGAAUAAUACGAAAGCGAGAGAGGAUAGAGAAAAGGUGAAGGAAAAGUUUAGUGUAAAGGAUACUUUUGUAAAAGAAAGUAAGCAGUUGAUGAAACAUAUUAUGGAAUUCCAGAUAGUGAUAAGGCAAUUGACUCCCAGGUACGAAAGUGCUACUGACAUGACUGAUCAGGAGAAAGAUGAUUUUGAUACAGAGAGCAAACUUCAAUUACAGCAAUAUUUCGAGAAAUAUAAGCAAUUGGAAUCGUAUGAAAGACAGAGACAAGAAAUGAUGAAAGAAAAGUUAGAGAAAUGGUCCGCAACCGUACCAUUUUUCUCUAGAUCAAUUGACGAUGUAUCCAGUUUCCACAAGGUGAAUAAUCAAUUUCGUAUGGGUAUAUUACAGUCAUUGAAUAUGUGGCUCAUGAAGAUUUCAGAUAGGUUGUCAACCAUUCAGCAGACACGAUUAUCCAGACAAAGACAUAUCGAAGCCAUUGAUUUCAAUGCUCAAUUACACUUACCUGAAGAAAUUUCUGUAUCACAGUCUCCUAUGAUAACGACAACUGUUGAAGAAAUCAAACAGUACGAGGAAACGAUGUCCAAACUCUCUUCAGAACAAUUACAAAUCUUGGCCACAGAGCAUGAAGAACUUCUUAAUUUGAAGAACGAAGAAUUACAAAAAGCAGAGGCACUACGGAGAACCGCAGUAGAUAUUGCAUCGCUACAGAGUGAAUUGGCUACACAUUUGCAGGUUCAAACACAAAAUAUUAAUACAUUGCUCGAUAAUCAGACUGACGUGGAGAUGGAAAUGGAAAAAGGUAACAGACAGUUGAAACAGGCCAACAGGAAAGGAGAUAGGCUCGCUAACAUGGUCAUGUGGUUUGCUAUAAUUUGUGGACUGCUAUUGUUAUUCUUCGAUUACAUAAAUUAA